Malassezia globosa CBS 7966 is the source of this 342-nucleotide messenger RNA. RefSeq lists its product as uncharacterized. Bases 1 to 342 code for a protein of 113 amino acids. Gene Ontology annotation, biological process: protein ubiquitination; ubiquitin-dependent protein catabolic process. NCBI's taxonomy places the organism in Eukaryota, Fungi, Basidiomycota, Malasseziomycetes, Malasseziales, Malasseziaceae. The record is from RefSeq and is a predicted model, not a curated record. The transcript is spliced from 5 exons. Gene Ontology annotation, cellular component: nucleus; cullin-RING ubiquitin ligase complex. Gene Ontology annotation, molecular function: ubiquitin protein ligase activity; cullin family protein binding; zinc ion binding.
AUGAGUGAGAAUGCGAUGCACGUCGAGGCCACUCACGAAGGUGCGCCUCGAUUCCAAGUGAAAAAGUGGAAUAGCGUAUGUCUUUGGAGCUGGGAUAUCCAAGUGGACAACUGCGCUAUCUGCCGGAAUCAGAUUAUGGAUCUCUGUAUCGAGUGCCAAGCGAAUCAGGGUUCCGCCACUAUUGACGAAUGCACUGUAGCGUGGGGCGCUUGCAAUCAUGCGUUUCACUUCCAUUGUAUCUCCCGUUGGCUGAAAACGCGGCCUGUGUGCCCACUUGAUAACCGCGAAUGGGUCCUACAAAAGUACGUGCACACAUGCCAUGAUCUGAGCUGGUCUUACUGA